Molecule: messenger RNA, 3393 nt
Organism: Galleria mellonella (greater wax moth)
Lineage: Eukaryota; Metazoa; Arthropoda; Insecta; Lepidoptera; Pyralidae
Product: glycine receptor subunit alpha-2-like
Exons: 9
Coding region: 421-1701 (426 amino acids)
Biological process (GO): chemical synaptic transmission; nervous system process; regulation of membrane potential
Cellular component (GO): synapse; neuron projection; membrane
Molecular function (GO): neurotransmitter receptor activity; extracellular ligand-gated monoatomic ion channel activity; transmembrane signaling receptor activity
Source: RefSeq, a predicted model, not a curated record
GUCGAAUGUGUCACGCUGUAAAAGAAGCCACUAGAAAAUAACAGUACAAUGCAAUUCGAUUAUAACAAUGUUUUAUUUAACAUUCUCAAUAGGAACAAUUUGUGACAGUGAUUUUAAGUGUUUUAACUUAAUUAGUAAAAUUAUUGUUGUGUUGGUAAUUGACUGUCGAUAAUGCGUAAAAAUGUGCUUAUAAGCGAUUAAUUUAAAUAUAAAAUAGUUAAGUAAUAAAAAAUAUAUUUAUUAUAAGGUAGAUACUUAUGUUAUGUGAAAAGUACACGUGUCUAAGAUUGUUGUCACCUAUUUUUCAUGGAAGCAGUGGUUUUAGAGAUACCGCAAUCUUCAUAUGAAAAGCCUCUUAAUAUUUGUCUAAAUAAUGGAUAAGUAAGAUCUCAAAUAUUUGUGAGAGUGAUUUGUAACAGCAUGGGACACAAGAUGGUUUUAGUCCUAAUAUUAAUGGUGUCUACAUUGUUAUGUAAAACUGAAGCAGGAAGAGUGCAGGCUGCAGUGAGUUUUUUAACAAAUGCAUCGUAUCAAGAAAUAGAAUUGAAGUCGGAGUCGAGUUUAUCACUCCGUGACAUUUUGCCAGUUAAAGCGAAAUAUUACGACAAAAACAGAGCUCCAAAACUGCUGGGGCAGCCCACUAUAGUCUACUUCCACGUUACUGUUCUGUCACUUGACUCCAUUAAUGAGGAAAGUAUGACAUACGUAGCUGAUAUCUUUCUAGCUCAAUCCUGGCGGGACCCUCGUCUUCGAUUACCAGAGAACAUGCACGAAGAGUACCGGAUCUUGGAUGUGGAGUGGUUGAACAGCAUCUGGAGACCGGAUUGCUUUUUCAAGAAUGCAAAGAAAGUCACCUUUCACGAAAUGAGCAUACCUAAUCAUUAUUUAUGGUUGUAUCAUGAUAAAACGCUUCUUUAUAUGUCGAAGUUGACCCUGGUGCUGUCGUGUGCAAUGAAGUUCGAAUCGUAUCCACAUGACACCCAAAGCUGUUCCAUGAUGAUCGAAAGUUUGUCGCAUACGGUCCAUGACCUGGUGUUCAUAUGGAACCUGACUGAUCCACUGGUCGUCAACCCGGACAUCGAAUUGCCACAACUUGACAUCUCGAACAACUACACAUCGGACUGUACUAUCGAGUACUCCACUGGUAACUUCACCUGCCUAGCUGUGGUGUUCAACCUGCGCCGUCGCCUGGGCUACCACCUGUUUCACACAUACAUACCAUCGGCACUGAUCGUCGUGAUGUCUUGGAUCUCGUUUUGGAUUAAACCCGAGGCGAUACCAGCUAGAGUUACACUAGGAGUCACCUCUUUGCUAACUUUAGCGACUCAAAAUACGCAGUCUCAGCAGAGUCUCCCGCCAGUUUCUUACGUCAAAGCCAUAGAUGUAUGGAUGUCUUCAUGUUCCGUGUUCGUGUUUCUGUCACUGUUCGAGUUUGCGGUGGUCAACAACUAUAUGGGACCGGUAGCCACCAAAGCCAUGAAGGGUUACUCAGACGAAGAUCUAUCCCGAGAUCUGGAUGCUUUUAAGCAUAUAUUUCCAAACCCAGUUGAUCCUCGCGCCAGUACAUCAGCGUCAAUACCUCAGUACGAGACCUUCUGCAACGGAAGGGAGACGGCCGUCUACAUCGACAGAUUCUCACGAUUCUUCUUUCCGUUCUCCUUCUUUAUUCUCAACGUUGUUUAUUGGUCUACGUUUUUGUAGAUCUUAUAUUUACGAUAUAUGUAUACAUAGAUAGAUAGAUACUUUUUAUUGUUCCCUACAAAAGAUUAUUAUUAAGAAGCAGGUUGAAGAACCUGCGAGAGCAUUUUGACUGUAGCAUUCUUCAGAGUAGCAGAUUAAAAAAUUAAGAUUGCCCUAAUGUAGCUAAGUUCUGAUUUAAAUACAAUUAGGCUUUGAGACACAGGGAGACUUUGUACAAAAAGUCGAUUGCUUGGGUACCUCUGUCCCAUUCGUGUUUCAACCGUGAAGCAGUUGUGUUUGCAUGGCUGUGUUUUGGUUUGAAGGGUGGGAUAUGGCGUGAAUUUACUAGGUACAGAGGAAUAACAUCUGAAUCCUCAGGAAUGGCAACGCAUGGGGGGUAUCAUGGGCGAAACAGUAUACUCUGUUAUGUCCCUGGUACUGCUCAUGUCUAUAGGCGACGGUUACCACUUUCCAUCAGGUGGGCUGUCAGCUUGUUUGCCAUUCUAAGUUGUAUAAAAAAAAGGCUGUCUAUUGACUUGAUAGAUGAAGAAGAAAAUUGAUGAAAAUUUAUGUAAUUGUGUUAACAGAUCUAAGUCAAAUUUAAAAUACAGGCAGGUCACAGCACUCAUACAGACAGUCAUAAACUCUUAAAGUACUUAAAAAUUAAAUGCUAAAUAUUUCACUUUGAUGUAUGUAUGUAAGAAAAUAUUUGAAAAGUUAAAUGAUCCAUGUAUUAAUAGAUUAGCACUAAAAAGAUUGGCUCUUUUUAUUUUUUUAAACAAAUCGGAUCAAAUUGCUAAUUAGUGUAAAUGGAUGAAAAUGGUUCCCGUCUAUGCUAACAGUAUAUACUGGUGAACUACUAGUGAGGGACGAUAGGUGAGGUUAAAGUCAGGCUUAUUGGUCCAUUGUGAGGAACUCAUCAAGAAUUGAUCAUGAUUAUUUCCAGUGGGAAUCGCUGUGUAGGUCCCGGCAAGAAGAAUGUGAGAUAGAAUAGGGGACCUCUUGCAUUUUCGUUGGUGUCGUAAGAGGCAACUAAGGGAAGUUAUUGGUAGAGGAAUGGGUAGCAGUGCCCCUUUUAAAACACCAUUAAAAGCCUAACUGCGGUUGCCAAUCCGUCUGCCAAGCGUGGCAACUACUGGCAAACUUAUCUUUUAGGGAGAGCUUAUGUUCAACAGUGAACAGUUAACGGCUGGUAUGAUCGAUCUGAUAGGGUAAGUGGAUUGCUAGUAAUGGGGAUAUUAAUUAUCAUUACUAACAAUCUCUUCUCCCAUGGAAAAUUAAGACUAAUAGAAAGUUGUAACUAUAAACUAUAGUCAUGAAUAACACCAUGGACAUCAUGACUCUCUGACUAGGGGGAAAUGGGAUUGUUAGUAAUAAGGAUUAACUACCCAAUUGCUAGUAAUAUACCUUAUCAGGUCGACCUCCAUGCGAUUCCUCCUUGACACCAUCGUGAUUAAUUUAUCUUCUUGCUUCAUCCUCACCUAUCAUCCCUCACUGGUGCUCCGUCAGUGUAUACCGAUAGCACAGGCUGAGUUGCUAUUCCAUUAUCAUCCAUUAAAUAUAUACCUUCUAACUAGAUACUAGGAAGUUUUUACUGUAACAUAUUAAUAAGAAUAGACAAAUAGGUUAGAAUUCCCAAAGAGGGUUGACGUCAGGCAGGCAGCCGGUCGUAAAACUAUAAGCCAAAUCUUUUUGCAAUAUGGAUAAAAAGCA